Messenger RNA from Meriones unguiculatus (Mongolian gerbil), 437 nucleotides. It is a transcript of the gene Smim22, whose product is annotated as small integral membrane protein 22. The record is from RefSeq and is a predicted model, not a curated record. Lineage: Eukaryota; Metazoa; Chordata; Mammalia; Rodentia; Muridae. The transcript is spliced from 4 exons. Gene Ontology annotation, biological process: regulation of cell population proliferation. The coding region runs from base 126 to 380 and encodes 84 amino acids.
CCGGAAGCAGGAAGCAGUGUGAGCUUCUAGGACCCUGGCACCUACCUGGCCUGGGGGAGAGGUCACCAUUAGAGGCAGGUGCAGCACUGGAAACAGCCUUGCUAGGGAGAGAGAAGGUAGCCGAGAUGGGACUGUCUGCUGAUGAGCUGAAGCAGGAGCUGGAGGCCACCGCAGGGGCAGUCCUGGGGAAGCUGAGGAGCCACCAGCUGUUCCAGUCUGAAUGGGACACCGGUGCCUUGGUGGUCUUUCUCACAUUUGUGGGCACUGUGGUGUUGUUGCUGUUGCUGGUUGUUGUCCGCUGCUGCUGCUGCUGCAGCACCUCCCCCAGGCCCCGGAAGGAAAAGCCCAAGGGUGUGGAUAACUUGGCUCUGGAACCUUAAUGCUAGCCCUUGGCAUGGGUCCUGUGGACGACAGUAACAGAGCCAAUGUUUACCAAA